Molecule: messenger RNA, 5289 nt
Organism: Mastomys coucha (southern multimammate mouse)
Lineage: Eukaryota; Metazoa; Chordata; Mammalia; Rodentia; Muridae
Gene: Adora1
Product: adenosine A1 receptor
Exons: 3
Coding region: 643-1623 (326 amino acids)
Biological process (GO): G protein-coupled adenosine receptor signaling pathway
Cellular component (GO): membrane; dendrite; synapse
Molecular function (GO): G protein-coupled adenosine receptor activity
Source: RefSeq, a predicted model, not a curated record
CAAUUCGUGCACCACGAGUGUGCAGGAAAGGGGUGGAUGAAAUGACUGGGAUGCCCCCCUUGGGGCAGUCGAUGGGCAAGGAUUCUGGGCAGAGCUGGAGCGGGACCAGGUUACUGUUAAGAGUCGGGCACCGGCGGCGACCCAGGUGGGUGGGCGCAGGGUAGGCGUGUGCGCACGCCGGGAAUGGGAGCCCGUGGACCCGCCAGGUCCUGGGCUUAGUCCCUCAGAAUCACGCCUGCCAUUCAGUCCCAGGUACGAAACAGGGGCACUACCUCUUUAAACGCGUCCGGGGCUGAGCCUCUGCCACACCAUGUGAUUGCUUGAAAGGCCGGGCUGGGAGCGCAGCGGCGGGAGCCUGGAGAACGAUGAGCCGAUGCGCGCGCGGUGCCCAGAGCCCAGCCCUGCCCGGCGCGGCUCCGGAAAGCCGCCCGGGGAACUUAGGGCAACGCCUUUGGGACCCCCUACUGGUUGGCAGGCAGGAUGGUGAGCUCCUUGCCUCCGGGUCGGCGGACACCUGUGGGCGUUGUGGAUGCACAGGGGACCCUUGUGGAGCUGGCAUCCCCACCGCAGGCUUCCUGACCACAGGUGCUGGCCUCGCGCCCCGGGGCGCCUGUCUGCUGAUGUGCCCAGCUCCUGCCCACCAUGCCGCCGUCCAUCUCGGCCUUCCAGGCUGCCUACAUUGGCAUCGAGGUGCUCAUUGCCUUGGUCUCUGUGCCCGGAAAUGUACUGGUGAUUUGGGCUGUGAAGGUGAACCAGGCACUUCGCGAUGCCACCUUCUGCUUCAUCGUAUCCCUGGCGGUAGCUGAUGUGGCGGUUGGCGCCCUGGUCAUCCCACUGGCUAUCCUUAUCAACAUUGGGCCACAGACCUACUUCCACACCUGCCUCAUGGUGGCCUGUCCUGUCCUCAUCCUCACCCAGAGCUCCAUCCUGGCUCUGCUUGCUAUUGCUGUGGAUCGAUACCUCCGAGUCAAGAUCCCUCUCCGGUACAAGACAGUGGUGACUCAGCGGCGGGCAGCGGUGGCCAUAGCUGGCUGCUGGAUUCUCUCCCUGGUGGUAGGCCUGACACCUAUGUUUGGCUGGAACAACCUGAGUGCAGUGGAGCAAGACUGGAUAGCCAAUGGCAGUGUUGGGGAGCCCGUGAUCAAGUGUGAGUUUGAGAAGGUUAUCAGCAUGGAAUACAUGGUCUACUUCAACUUCUUCGUCUGGGUGCUGCCGCCACUGCUGCUCAUGGUCCUCAUCUACCUGGAGGUCUUCUACCUGAUCCGGAAGCAGCUCAACAAGAAGGUGUCAGCCUCCUCUGGGGACCCCCAGAAGUACUACGGGAAGGAGCUCAAGAUCGCCAAGUCGCUGGCCCUCAUCCUCUUCCUCUUUGCCCUCAGCUGGCUACCGCUGCACAUCUUGAACUGUAUCACCCUCUUCUGCCCCACCUGCCAGAAACCCAGCAUCCUGAUCUACAUUGCCAUCUUUCUCACACACGGCAACUCGGCCAUGAACCCCAUCGUCUAUGCCUUCCGAAUCCACAAGUUUCGGGUCACCUUUCUGAAGAUUUGGAAUGACCACUUCCGAUGCCAGCCCAAACCUCCCAUUGAUGAAGACAUCCCAGAGGAGAAAGCUGAUGACUAGACUCUGCCUUGCUCCGUCUAGCCCACACCCAGUGGCUCUCUGUUCAACCCCCAUGUCCUCCCUGUCCCCCUGCCCCACUGUUCCUCCUCAGCGUUCCCAGCUGGGCUGUGGGCUGUGGAUACCAGGGAGGCUCUGAAGAGCUGCCAUGGAACAGGGCCCCUUCUCUAAGGAGCUGGCUGCCCUGCACCUUGGGGACGUAGAGGAAGCUUGGAGGUGGGGCCCCGCUAUGGCAGGGAACUGGGUACCCGGAGAUGAGAGGAGAGUCUUGUGUGGCCCAUUCCUGGCUGUUCUCUGAGCAGUUCAGAGAGCCAGGAUUAGAAUAUUCUGGCUCCUACAGUCAGACAGGGGAGCCUGCUAGUAGGUGUUGGUGGCCCAAGGGACCAACUUCAAGAUCAGGAAGACAGUCCCUUAGAGGUGAAUGGAGAGACAGAAAUGGCUAUCUCCGGGCUUUGCUGUCUCUCUUGUUCUGUAGAAGAAGGUAGUAAACCACAGGGAAGGAGACCUCAGCCCCUCCUCCAAGGACUGUGUUCUUGGCCAUGCAAGUGCUGUGAUCUCUGCCCUCCUGACCCUGAGAAGCCCGGGGGUUAGACUUGGGAGAGGCAGAAAGAAUGGUUCCAGGGAUUGUCUCUCACAUUCGCUCUGUUCACAGCCUGGGACUCCCAGUGGGCCACUAAGUCCUUGAUGCAAGAAGGUGCUGCCUCAAAUAGCCAGCAGGGAGCAGCACCGAGCCCUUCUUGCCCUGAACUUCCUGGGAGUCGCCAAUAUUAUUUUCUGUCUGGGCCACCAAGCUUCACCAACUCUCAAAGUAGGCCUGGACUCUCCUGAGGGACACCAUCUCUGCUUCUAAGCCCCAGGAGAAGAGAUUUCCCCAGGAAGGUCAACCCUUGGGAACAUGCUGCCUGGGAGGGGAAGAGGGGAAUAAAGCAUCCGAGAAGAUCCCGGGGCGACCAUGAGCACCCCUGGUGUGAAUGUGACAGACCAGACCAGACCAGACCAGACCAAAGGAGACUGCUGCCUUCAGUGUGAGGAAGUGCCUUGCUGGCAUUUAAAUAUCCAAAACACUCCUGGAGGUGGAUUUAACUCGGAGGCUAUGUUAUGAAUAGAGGGUAGGCUUUUGGGGGACGGGGUCUCAGGUAGGACCAAUCCAUGUCUUGCUUGCAUGGAUAGCAGGCAGAGGAGGGGUGUCAGGUUCCCUCCUCCUUGCAGUGUGAAUAUUGGCUCCGAGUCUUGAUUCUAGACUCUUCUCUCAGUUGGAGGUCAAAGUGUCCCUGGCUCUCAAGGAGGCCCCUUUGUCUAAUAAAAGAUUGUGAAGCCCUGUGGAGUGUGGGGUGCUGGCACCCCAUCACUGUCAGAGGGCAACCAGACCACCUCAGUGGAGAAGAUGUCAUGGUGAGGGUGGAGGGGAAGCUGAGAGAGGGCUGUGGAGGCAGAUGGAACAAAGAACGUCCCUGAGAUGGUGGGUCUGUUGCUAUAGUUACACAUGUAGGGUGCCACAUUGUGAGUCAGAAAGCAAGAGCCGGAACACUCACAUGUCUAAAAAAAUGCCCUGUGUCAUGAGACCCUUCCUGUUGGCACUUUCUUAAUCUUGAUAGUGUCUCCCCUUCAUAGUAACACCGUAUCUUCCCAUCCGCCAUGACACUCACUGCCACAGAAACCCCAUGCUAGAACACCACACACCUUUAUUUGAAUGCUUCUCACACAGUGUACAGCUCUGCAGAGGGUGCCAGUCUCUGCACCUUUGGAACCCUCUUGUACCCAGAAGGUGACCUGAGACCUGCCAGGCCCACUCCUGGCUCUGGACCCAGCCUCUGGUGGAGGGAGCUGGCAGGUACUGGAGGUCCCCACCCCUUAGCUGUUCCUAUGGUAUCUUGGUCUUGGGGACUUCUGGGGUCCUGAUCCUCAGGUCUGCAGGACCUGGUGGAGAAUGUCCUUCUGUAUCCUGGUAUGUAACCAAGCUGCUAGAAGAGAUUGUGGGGAGUCGGGUAGAGAACCACCUCCGCCCUUCUCCGUCCUUCCUCAGGCUCAAUUCCCAAUGCUGAGCUCUGCCUGCCCAGUGCAGCUCUGGAGACUUCCUAGUUCACCCAGAGCCUCAGAACCACCAAAUGAGGAAGGUCCCUACUUUGCUAGUGAGGAAAGGAAUGCCAAUGUUUACAGUCAUUCCGAGACAAGACUAGAUGCUGUCCUGUGACCAUCCAGUGUACCCAUCCCUUCUGGACCCCACCACCAUGGCCCAGUGCUGCACUGUCUUCACCAAACUGAACAUGCAUGCUAGUUGUCUUUUGCUACAAAAAUUGUACCCAGAUCUGCCUACUGCUUCCCUGCCCUUCCCCUCCCCGUCUCCAGUGACAUUUUGUGCCUGGGAAGUGGAUCCUCUUCUCCCAGUCCUCUCUUUGACACCACGCCCUCGGUAGAGGUAACUGAAGGAGUGGGUCCAGCCACUCACCUGUUUUCUUGUCCCAGUCUCUGCCUCUUGCUCUUCAGUGUGUGGCCGAAGCUGAAAGAGACCCUGCAGGUUAGAGCUUUGGGGGGAAGACUGGAGGGAACAGAGAGGUUUGAGGUCAGUGAUCCCCAGCACCCCAGCCUGCAAAUGGAAAGAACAUCUUCCCACUUAGAAAGUCACACAAACCAUUCUGGUCCCCUCCCUACUCCUUUCAUGCUCCAGCUUCACUCUGAGCUCCAUCUAGUUCAGUCCCCACAUGGGACUCAGUCUGUCCACUACGGCAGGGCACUAAGGCACCCUCCUGACCCCCACCUUUAACUUCCAGCCGACAAUCCACAGAGGCCUCCCCUAGCAUGUUGAUGGCCUUGCACGUGUAGACUCCAGAAUCAAAGGGGCUGGGCUUCCGGAUCUCUAAGGUGCAGACCCCUUGCUCAGAGACGGCGCGGUACUUGGGGUCACCCUGGAUGUCCAUCUUGUUUUUCAUCCAGAUGAUCUUGGGCUGGAAGCAAGGUCAGAGGAGGGUAAUGAAGUCAGAACAUGGGUUGGGACAGCUCUCAAGAGAGAGUUUCAUCUCUGCUGCCUCCACCCACCCCACCAGCCCAGGGCCCCUGACCUUAGGUGAUGCCCGGACGCUGCAGAAUAGCUGCGUGCUAUAGCCAGGAGUGGAGGUAUGAUCCGCCAGGGGCUGGGUGAAUGAGGGCGCUUCUGAGAAGUCUCGCUCAAUAAACUCUCUAGGUUUGGCAGUAAUAUCUAGGUUCAGGGGAAAAUUUGAGGUUAUAGGGGUACAGGAGGCUUCAGAAGACUGGCCUCAACCCUAAACGUUGGGAUGCUCAACCUGGUCAACAUGUGAAGAAGCAGAGAAAGCUUAGCUGGGCAGGGCUGAGGCUGAGCAGGAGGUGAACAGAGAGGAGUGGGCGGGAGGAUUGCGGCAAGAGGUGAGCAUCACAUUCCAUUUCGGUUUGCCUCUGCGAGUGGCUCUCCUUCUUAAACACAAAAAAACGCUCAUGGCUGUGACGCUCUGGCUGAUGUUAAAGACUGUGGCUUCUAGGGUGAGUGAGAUGGCUCAGAGGGUGAGGGUGCUUGCCACCAAGCUAACCACCCUGAGUUCAGUUCCUGGGACCCACAUGGUAAGAGGAGAAAACUGACAUGUUCUUAGACUUACACAUGCACGUGAGCAUGUGAACACACACUCACACACCAAUAAAUGUAAUUAAAAUGAAUAGUAA